AUGGAAAACUUAAAAACUAAUCUAUCAAAGAAAAUAAAAAGAUCUUUAAAAAUAAAAGGAAAACGUACCCAAAUUCCUAAUGUUAUUGAUUUAAAAGAUAAUAUAAAUGGUAAUAAUCCUUUGACAGAAACUUUUAAUAAUAACUUAAUUGCUUUUGUAAAAAAUACUUGUGAAAUUGGGGUUGUAAAUAUUAUAAAAGAAUUUCAUGAACUUCAAUUAUAUGAAAAGAAACAUAUAAAAAAUCACAAAGCUUUUGAUUCAAAUAGUAGUAAAUGUAGAUAUAAAGAUAUUUUAUGUUAUGAUGAUUCACGUGUUAUAUUACAAUGUAAAUCAAAUCGUUUUGUAGAAAAUGAUUUUAUACAUGCAAAUUAUAUGAAUUCUAAAAAAGAAAAUCUUUCUUGUGUAUGUACUCAGGGACCAUUACAAAAUACUAUUUAUGAUUUUUGGAUAAUGAUUUGGCAACUAAAAUCUCGUUCAAUUAUAAUGUUAUGUGAAAUUUUUGAAUGUGGAAAAAAAAAGUGUGAACAAUAUUGGCCAUUAAAUUCAAAUGAAAAUAUUAAAAUUAACAAUUUAACUAUUGUUUUUUUAGGAAAACAUUUUGUUUAUAAAAAUAUUGUAAAAACUUACCUUCGAAUUAUAAUAGAUGGAAAAGAAAGAAUUAUUUUUCAUUAUCAAUAUUUGGAUUGGCCAGAUCGUGGCGUACCUUCAAAUUAUCUUCUAUGUUUAAAUUUAAUAAGAUUGGCAACAAAAACUCGUCCUGUUGUUAUUCAUUGUAGUGCUGGUAUUGGUAGAACAGGAACAAUUGUUUGUUUAGAUGAUAUGAUAUCAAAAUUAUCCACAUCAGAAAAAUGUUUACGUAUAAAGCAUAUUUUACUUGAAAAAAGAGAAUUUAGGUAUGGAAUUGUACAGACAGAAAUUCAAUAUUUAUUUUUACAUAGAGUUUUAAUUUCAUUAGCUUUAGACAAAAAAAUUAUUUCUGAAGAAGAAGUUGCUCAAUUUAUUCAACAAUAUGAUGCAGUUUUAAAUAAAAUAAUUGAUCCAUUACCUAUCAAAAAAAUUGAACAAGAAGAAGAAGUAACUAAGAAAGCAAAUAUAAAACAACAUGGGUUAUUAAAAUUAAAAUUAGGAGAGACAAAAAAAAUAGAAAAUGAUUCAUUGACAAAGACACAAAUUUCUUUAGAGACAUUUUCAAAACCUAUUGAUAAAACUCAAGGUGAUGAACUUAUUAGACGUAAUGAAUAUUUAAAAACUUAUAUUACUCAAAAAAAGAAGAAGGAAAAAAAGAAAAUUGUCAAAACAGACACAAAUUCUGAUACAACCAUUGCGACUACAUGA
This is a messenger RNA of Strongyloides ratti, 1335 nucleotides long. Its product is annotated as Protein-tyrosine phosphatase, receptor/non-receptor type domain and Protein-tyrosine/Dual specificity phosphatase domain and Protein-tyrosine phosphatase, catalytic domain-containing protein. Lineage: Eukaryota; Metazoa; Nematoda; Chromadorea; Rhabditida; Strongyloididae. The transcript is spliced from 2 exons. Bases 1 to 1335 code for a protein of 444 amino acids. Gene Ontology annotation, molecular function: protein tyrosine phosphatase activity. The record is from RefSeq and is a predicted model, not a curated record. Gene Ontology annotation, biological process: protein dephosphorylation.